Messenger RNA from Symbiodinium necroappetens, 1278 nucleotides. The record is from the annotation of a GenBank genome assembly. Lineage: Eukaryota; Dinophyceae; Suessiales; Symbiodiniaceae.
AUGUCCUUGGUCGAGCUCUUGGGCAGCUCCUUGCUGGCGAAUGGCUGUGCGAAAGACACGUCCGAGGCCUUGAAGAAUGCCAAGGCUGUCGCACUGUACUUCAGUGCCCACUGGUGCCCUCCGUGCCGCGGCUUUACGCCAAAGCUGGCGGAGUGGUACAAGAAGGAUUUGCAAGGCAAAGGCUUGGAGAUCGUCUUCGUCUCCGCCGAUCGAUCCGAAGAAGAGUUCAAGGAGUACUUUGCGGAAAUGCCUUGGCUAGCCCUGGACUUCUCUCAGAAGGAGGUCAGCCAGAAGCUGAACAAGAAAUUCAAGGUUAGUGGCAUUCCAACGCUGGUUAUUGUGGACCCGAGUGGCCAACUGAUCACGUCUGAUGGCCGUCAAGCCAUCGCAAUGGAUCCGGAGGGGAAGAACUUUCCCUGGAUUCCGCCGAAGCCAUCUGAUCUCCUCCAACAGAUGAAGUUGAAGAGCGCAUCACAUGCAGCGGACGGUGUGGGUCACGUGUCCCUGAACGAGGCUAUGCAAGGAAAGAAGGCGCUCGCAUUGUAUUUCAGUGCUCAUUGGUGCCCUCCAUGUCGUGGGUUCACUCCGAAACUCGCCGAGUGGUACAAGAAGGACCUCAGUGCCAAAGGCUUGGAGGUCGUCUUCGUGUCGUCGGACAAAGACCAGAGCCAGUUCGAUGAGUACUUCAAGGAGAUGCCCUGGCUGGCCCUGGACUUUGCUGACAGGGACUUGAAGGAGCAGCUAUCGCAAACUUUCAAAGUGGAUGGCAUCCCAAGCCUUGUGGUUCUGGAUGCGAACUUGGACGUCGUGACGCUCAAAGGGCGUGAAGCAGUGUCUGAAGACCCGGAGGGCCACAGUCUGCCGUGGUACCCCAAACCUGUGCAGAACCUGGCAGCUGGUCCUGGUGACAUCGAGGACGUGCCGACUGUGGUGGUUUUCUGCGAAUCCAGCAGCAAGCCGGAGCAGCAAGAGGUCGAAGAUGCUCUCACUGCCGUGUCUUCAAAGUUCAUUGAGCAUCAGAAGGCUGCGAAGGAAAGUUCGCCUGAGGUGGCCUUCAUGAUCGCCACGAAAGACUCUGAACUGACAGGUCAUCUUCGCAGCCUGCUGAGCUUGACGAACGGUGACGCUGGCAAGCCGUCUAUGUCCAUGGUGCUGAUAGACAUCCCGAGUGAUGGAGCAUACUUCGUCGCGGAAGCUGGACCAAUAACGGUGGCAUCCAUCCAGGGAUUCGUGGACGCUUGGAAGUCAGGCCAGCUUGAGAGGAAGCAGCUCGGAUGA